Linum tenue is the source of this 417-nucleotide messenger RNA. The record is from the annotation of a GenBank genome assembly. Lineage: Eukaryota; Viridiplantae; Streptophyta; Magnoliopsida; Malpighiales; Linaceae.
AUGGGGAGGAGAAAGAAAGUUGUUGGGGAGACGGGAGAUGCCUCCAAAGCAAAAUACAACUUCUGUGAUACAGCUCAUGAUGGUCCCUUCCUGGAAUGUUUGCUGGAGCUGACAGAGAGUGGAUUCAUCACCAAUGGAACUUGCAAGAACGGUGUGUUUAAGCAGAUACAAAAGAUGAUGGAGAAGAAAGUGCCCGAAUGUGGUCUAAAAGCAAAGCGUACGAUUCAGAAUAGGUACAAGAAGCUGAAACACUGGUUUCAUUCGACCGUCAUGAUGCGUGGGCUUAGCGGAUUUGGUUGGGAUCCGGUGCAAGAAUGUAUAAAUGCAGACAAGGCAGUUUGGGACAUAUUCAUUGCGGUAUGUCUUGUCAUUUAUGUUUUGAUUUUGUUUCAGAUUGAAUGUACGCAAACUCCAUAG